ACGCCGGAAACCUUUCCGGCACAGUAUGUGCCGGUACAAAGUCGUUGAGUUUAAAAAGCCCGGCGCAUUAUCCGUCGGUAAAUGUGCCCGUUAUUUUUCCGCCGUAAUGUGCGCCGGGACCACUAAGAUGUUGGUUUUCGCCGACGUACUUUCUGGCGCAUGUGACGUCGGACACUUUCCGAUGUCCAAUGCGCCGUAAAAUACGUCAUAAAAUUUUCGUUGCAGCAUGCGCCGUUUCAGGCGCCGUAUUUUACCGGCGCAAAACGCUCGGCCGGAAAUUCCGACAGUAAUCGCGUAUUUUCCUGUAGUGUGGCGUCGAUCUUGCGGAGAGAAGAGAGGGGUUAGAAGACCAAGACGAAGAAAGAACAAGCUCGCAAGCUUUCCUAAAGGAAGAUGAAGAGGUGGAACAAGCGCGCAAGCUUUUCCAAGAAAGAAGAAAAACCUCUCAAGAUUUUUGGCUCCAAAAAUCACAUUAUAUCAACCUUUUUAUGCUUCAAAACAUCUCUAAUUAUAAGAGAAAAGAGGCAGCCAAACGGCCAACAACCUCACUCCAAACCAAUCAAGAAAAGGGAAAUAGAAGGCCAAAAGGCAUACCAGGACAGCAGCUGAAAAACCACCCAAAAAUCAGGCCAAAUACAUCCAUGUACAGGCUACCAGGAAAGAAACCGAAGAGGCAGCUCAAGGGGGUGGAACCAGCAGGAAAAAACCAACAGCCAACCAUGGGAACAACACCAGACAAAAGAAACUGAAAAGGCAGCCAACACUCAGCUUUAAAUCUCAAAGAAGAAAUCAAGGAGACACAAGAAGAGGAAGAAACAAGCUCCACUCCAAAUAUCUUUAUGAAUUUAUGAUUUAGGAAGUGCAUUUAUAUCAUCAAAUAAUGAGUUAAACAUCAGCUCAAGCAUUAAUGAGCUAGCACCAAGUAGAUCUCAACAUUUCAGCUCAUAAUCAAAGCAGCCAAAGCCCAAACCGAGAGCAGCUAAGGACCAAACCAAGAGGCAGCAAGCAGCCCAAAGCAAAAAAAGACCCAAAUUGAUUUGAACCCCCCCCCCCCCCUGCCUACAUCACUAUUAAGUUUAAAAAUUAAAAAUAAUACUUUGAUUGAAUGAACAGCUAAAUAAGCAAAUACUUUAACAAGCAUAAGCAAGUAGCUUGUGUUCAUAACUAAAAGCAAUAUAAUAUUGAAAAGAAGAAAAUUCCCAUAUAAACGCAACAAAUAAAUUUAUAAUUAAAUCUUAAAUUCGCAUAUUAUUAAGCCUUAAUCAAGCUUCUUGAUGAGCUUGCUCACGAGUUUUACAUGAUAUUGUUCGUGAUUAUAAACAAAUCAAACACCAAGUUAGUCAAAUUUGUUUAUUUAUCAAUCAAAUAUUUAUAAUGUUCAAGCUUGUUCAAUUAGUUAAUUAAAUGAUUAGGAAUGAGCUCCAAUAGUGCCAAGCCAAGAGUAACUUAUCAAGUGUAUUUGUUCAUUUGCAACUCUAGUUGUAGACUUCCUUCAAUGCCCAUAAUAAUGGAUGUAUUUCAUUUUGGUCCCUCAAUUUUGAAGUUUGAGCCUUUUAUUUUAUUAGUCCAUUUUAUUCAAACUUUCUCUGCUUUAGCAAAAAGGGAUAAUUUGCUUAUUUUAGUUAAUUGAAUCAUUUAAUACAGAUAAAAAGGUCCACUCGGUGUUCUUCUUGGUAGACUUGUGCAACAAAUGUUUCAGGCCUGAUUCAGUCCAAUUUAGGCAUAGUAAUGCAUAUAUGCAGACUUGCCCAUGAAUUUCACAUCUCUUUCAACUCAUGAUUAGGAAAUAAGAUACUGUAUCAUUGCUGCUGCAUUUAAGGAUGUAUUUCCAUAUUAUAACCCGUCACCUAUAGAUCAUAAAGUUGUUCUAACCGUUGCAGCAUGACUCUUCUUGAGAGCCAUCCAAACAAAUCAAAAUAUUUAUUUUAAAUGAAUUUGAUGUAUUUAUUCUAUUAUAUAUUUUAUCAUGCUAUCUUUUUUUUAUUAUCAUUUUUUUUAGUUUAACCAGGAAAUUUAGAGCUGGCUUGCGCCUGCACCGUUCCCCUUAACAUGUCUUUCUUUCCACUUCUUACUUCCACCCAACAGUUAAAAUGUUGUUACUUUUUGAGAAAUCUCAGAUGACUUAUUUGAACAAAAUAUUGUUGGGGGCAUUUUAUCUUUUGGUAGUCUACUUAUCUAUUUGUUAAUGUGGAACUCACUAUAAAUGGCCAAAAGAAGCUAAUAUUUUCUUUUUAUUUGAGAGACAUUGGGACUUAGUGGCAUCGAUGCCCUGAAUUGAACCAAAAAGGAAAACCGUCUUGUACUUUAAAAACACUUAUUGGAAGAUUUUACUCUGAAUGGAAAUUUUUUGAAAACAUGAGCAUGCCUACUUUUCUGAGUGAUGAUACAACAACAAAAGAAGCAAAUUUUUAUUUCACUAUGUAGGGUCAGCAAUUUACUCAGUGAUACAUGCAACAAAAUCGGACGGAAAUAAUAGCUUAAGGUAGUUUAUCUACUAUCUUGCAAAAUAAAAAAAAAUUAUUAUCUUUCAAAAUAAAAAUAUUUCAAUUGUCUCCAUUAGAUGUGAAAGACGAACAUCCUUACUUUUCCGUAAGUUGUAAAACAAUUUUUCUUUUAUUCCGGCAAAGGAAAUAAAAGGCAGAGCUUCGCACUGAAGUCGCAUCAUUGAUUUUCUUUCAUCUGAUUUAAUUUGAUGGUUCACUUGAUAAAAUUUAUUGUAAGGAUUACUACUAUUCUACACUUCUGUAUCAUUUGCAUCUUGUCCUGCUGUCUUUAUAAUUAUGUUAUUGCUGGCAUCAAGUGCUCUUUUUUUUUUUUCAGGUUGUUGGCAUCAUCAUUACGUCAAAGGAGGAAAUAUAUAAACGAUUUGAUUCAAAAGGAGAGGCCUGGUUUCUUGGAACUUGCAAAGCAGUUAACUGUGGAAGCUGAUGAAGCUUGUGUGAGUAAUGAGACUACAUUGGGAAAAAUAAACUCAUUUUUUGAGGAUGCAUGUCAUUCCUCAUGUGAAGGAAUUAUGGUAAAGUCUUUGGAUGUUGAUGCUGGAUAUUUUGCAUCAAAGCGUGCUGAGACAUGGUUAAAGGUUAAGCGAGAUUAUGUGGAGGGAUUGGGCGAUAGUCUUGAUUUAGUUCCAAUUGGUGCUUGGCAUGGGAAUGGAAGAAAGGCGGGAUGGUACAGUCCUUUCCUUAUGGCAUGCUACAACCCAGAUUCUGAAGAAUUCCAGAGUGUGUGCCGGGUCAUGUCUGGUUUCUCAGACUCUUUCUAUGUCAAUAUGAAGGAAUUCUUUUCAGGCGAGCGGCUACUGUCCAGGAAACCUUCCUACUACCAAACUGAUGAGUCGCCGGAUCUGUGGUUCUCGCCAGAACUAGUUUGGGAAAUUCGGGGGGCAGGUACUACUAAUUUCUUCUCUUCUAAUAUCUCAAAUAUGAAAAAAAAAAUAGGGAAAUUUACAUACAUAUGACUGAAUUAUUUAUAAAUUUACAAUUAUUUUUAAUUAUUUGAAAUAAAAUGCAUAUUUUAUGAAUAUAAUAUAAAAAUUGCG
Molecule: messenger RNA, 3538 nt
Organism: Dendrobium catenatum
Lineage: Eukaryota; Viridiplantae; Streptophyta; Magnoliopsida; Asparagales; Orchidaceae
Product: DNA ligase 6
Exons: 6
Coding region: 2693-3457 (254 amino acids)
Biological process (GO): DNA repair; lagging strand elongation; DNA recombination
Molecular function (GO): ATP binding; DNA ligase (ATP) activity
Source: RefSeq, a predicted model, not a curated record